AUGGAGUUUGUGCUGGUGGGUUUCUCCAACCUCCCAGACCUGAGGACCACUCUCUUUGCCCUGUUCUUCCUCACAUACCUGGUCACCCUCAGUGGCAACGUCACCAUCAUCACCACCAUCCACGUGGAUAGGACCCUUCACACUCCCAUGUACCACUUCCUGGCAGUGCUGUCCCUCUCUGAGACCUGCUACACGCUGGUCACCAUCUCAAAUAUGCUGGCUCAUCUGCUCAUGGAGAGCCAGGCCAUCUCCAUCGCUGGCUGUGGGGCUCAGAUGUUCUUCUUCCUGGGCCUGGGAUGCAGCCACUGCUUCCUCCUCAACCUGAUGGGUUACGACCGCUAUGUAGCCAUCUGCCAUCCCCUGCGUUAUUCAGUGAUCAUGAGACCCCCCAGUUUGCCUCACCCUGGGAGCCCUGGUUUUCUGCUCCGGGUUCUCGGUGGCUUUGAUGGACACCAGCAUGAUCUUCUCCUCACCCUUCUGCCGCAGCGACCGCGUGGAGCACUUCUGCGACAUCGCCCGGUCCUGAGGCUCAGCUGUGUGGGGAGUGCCGGCAUAGCGCUGGGCGUCUUCUUCCUGAGCGUCCUCGUGGUGCUGGUCUCCUUCCUUGUCGUCCUCCUCUGCUACGGCUUCAUCGUGGCCGCCAUCGUGAGGAUGCCCUCCGCAGCCAGUCGGCACAAGGCAUUCUCCACCCGCGCGGCCCACCUCACCGUGGUCAUUGUGCCUUUUGGCUGCGCCUCCAUCAUCUACCUGCAGCCCGAAUCCAGAGGGAACCCCGAGCAGGACCGCCUGGUGGCUGUGUUCUACACGGUGGUGACGCCGCUGCUGAACCCCGUGGUGUACAACUCUGCCCAACCAGGAGAGCGGGUCCGUGACUGCCCACUCUCGGCCAACUUGAAGGAGCAUGCGGCACGGCUGGUGUGGAAAGCAGGCUGUGCUCGGAAGGCCGGGAACCUACGGGCCAGCAGUGUGGCGCCAGCAAAAGGCCGCGGAAGGUGCCACCUCAUGGAGACUGCCGCUGCCGCCGCCCCUCCCGGGGGCAUCUUCCCCUCCUUCCUGCUCCUGGCCUUCGUGGCGCUGGCGGCUGCCGCGCUGGGCGCCGCGCACCACCUGGGGCUCCUCUUUCAGCUGAUGCACAAGUAUGAGAUAAUCCGGAAGUCGCGGCUGCCUGGGAGGAUCGCCCCUCUCCCCACCUGCCCUGGCGCCCUUGCCCUGGUCCUUGACCAUCUUGCUCCUCCCCCUCCUCGGGCUCAGGUGGACAAGACAAGCAUCCAGCAUGGCGGGGAGAAUGUGGCUGCGGUGCUGAGGGCCCAUGGUGUGCGGUUCCUCUUCACGCUGGUUGGCGGGCACAUUUCCCCACUGCUGGUGGCCUGUGAGAAGCUGGGCAUCCGUGUGGUGGACACGCGCCACGAAGUCACGGCCGUCUUUGCCGCUGAUGCCGUGGCCCGCCUGACUGGGACGGUGGGCGUGGCGGCAGUGACGGCAGGCCCUGGCCUCACCAACACGGUGACUGCACUGAAGAAUGCCCAGAUAGCUCAGUCUCCAGUCCUGCUUCUGGGUGGGGCCGCUGGCACCCUGCUGCAGAACCGGGGUGCGCUCCAGGCCAUUGAUCAGAUGUCCCUGUUCCAGCCAUUAUGCAAGUUCUGUGCUUCUGUGCGGAGGGUGCGGGACAUCGUACCCACCCUGAGGGCUGCGAUGGCUGCUGCCCAGUCAGGCACCCCGGGCCCAGUGUUUGUGGAGCUGCCUGUUGACGUGCUGUACCCCUACUUCAUUGUGCAGAAGGAGUUGGCGCCAGCCAGGCCAGUCAAGGGCCUCAUGGGUCGAGUGGUCUCCUGGUAUUUAGAGAAUCACUUGGCCAACCUCUUUGCAGGAGCCUGGGAGCCACAGCCCGAGGGGCCCCUGCCUGUGGAUAUCCCCUGGGCAUCCCCCCAGCAGGUUCAGCGCUGUGUGGAGAUCUUGAGCCGGGCCAAAAGGCCCCUUAUUGUGCUGGGGAGCCAGGCCCUGCUGCCCCCAAUACCUGCUGACAAGCUUCGGACUGCUGUGGAGACUCUGGGUGUCCCCUGCUUCCUGGGGGGAAUGGCACGGGGGCUCCUGGGCCGCAACCACCCCCUCCACAUCCGGCAGAACCGCAGUGCCGCCCUGCAGAAGGCAGACGUCGUCCUGCUGGCAGGAAUCGUCUGUGAUUUCCGCCUGUCCUAUGGCCGUGUCCUCAGCCACAGCAGCAAGAUCAUUAUUGUCAACCGUAACCGCAAAGAGAUGUUGAUUAACUCAGACAUCUUCUGGAAGCCCCAGGAGGCUGUGCAGGGAGACGUAGGCUCCUUUGUGGUGAAGCUGGUGGAAGGCCUUGGGGGCCAGACGUGGGCCUCCGACUGGGCAGAGGAGCUUCGGCGAGCUGACUGGCAAAAGGAACAGGCCUUUCGGGAGAAGGCGUCGAGGCCUGUGGCCCAGCACCUGAACCCGGUGCGGGUGCUGCAGCUGGUGGAGGAAACUCUGCCUGACAACUCGAUUCUGGUGGUUGACGGUGGGGACUUCGUGGGCACUGCCGCCCACCUGGUGCAGCCCCGUGGCCCCCUGUGCUGGCUUGAUCCUGGGGCCUUUGGGACUCUCGGGGUUGGCGCAGGAUUUGCACUUGGGGCCAAACUGUGCCGGCCGGAUGCCGAGGUCUGGUGCCUGUUUGGGGAUGGAGCGUUUGGCUACAGCCUCAUUGAAUUUGACACCUUCGUCAGACACAAGAUCCCAGUGAUGGCCUUGAUAGGGAAUGAUGCUGGCUGGACCCAGAUUUCUCGGGAGCAGGUGCCCUCUCUGGGCAGCAAUGUGGCCUGCGGCCUGGCUUACACUGAUUAUCACAAGGCAGCAAUGGGACUGGGGGCCCAGGGCUUGCUGCUCUCACGGGAGAAUGAGGAUCAGGUGGUUAAGGUGCUGCGUGAUGCCCAGCGGCAGUGCCGAGACGGCCACCCAGUCGUGCUCAAUAUCCUCAUCGGGAGGACGGACUUCCGAGACGGCUCCAUUGCUGUGUAGGGCCUCAUGCGUCAGUCCCCUUGGCUCCCUCCCACCCUUGAACUGUGCCCAGCUGGUUUGGAGUCUCAUCCUUGCUUGCCCUAGGCCUAUCCCAUGAGGCCCAGGGAUGCUACAGCCCUCUCUGAGGACAGGGAGGGGCUGGAGGAGUCAGAGCUUAAAGAAGCUCCCUGGCAGCACUGGAGGGCUCUUGGGCCUUUUUCUCUGUGGGCCCAACUGUGCACUCUUUUUCCUCUCUCCUCUCUUAUACACUGAAUAAACCACGUCUGGUCCACGUGGGCCCAAGUA
Ceratotherium simum simum (southern white rhinoceros) is the source of this 3300-nucleotide messenger RNA. Lineage: Eukaryota; Metazoa; Chordata; Mammalia; Perissodactyla; Rhinocerotidae. The record is from RefSeq and is a predicted model, not a curated record.